Molecule: messenger RNA, 349 nt
Organism: Thunnus maccoyii (southern bluefin tuna)
Lineage: Eukaryota; Metazoa; Chordata; Actinopteri; Scombriformes; Scombridae
Source: the annotation of a RefSeq genome assembly
AUGAGUCUAGUCACAACAAUCAUCACAAUUGCCGCCGCACUCUCCGCUGUCCUAGCCGUAGUGUCAUUUUGAUUACCACAAAUAACACCAGACCACGAAAAACUCUCCCCCUACGAAUGCGGAUUUGACCCCCUGGGAUCCGCCCGCCUACCAUUCUCACUCCGAUUCUUCCUCGUGGCCAUCCUCUUCCUUCUAUUCGACCUAGAAAUUGCCCUUCUACUACCCCUCCCAUGAGGAGACCAGCUACCCUCACCAUUGUCCACCUUCCUCUGAGCCUCCACCGUCUUAGUCCUAUUAACGCUCGGCCUAAUCUACGAGUGACUACAAGGAGGCCUAGAAUGAGCUGAAU